This is a messenger RNA of Clunio marinus, 231 nucleotides long. The record is from the annotation of a GenBank genome assembly. Lineage: Eukaryota; Metazoa; Arthropoda; Insecta; Diptera; Chironomidae.
AUGCCAUCAUCAAACAUACCAGAUGAGAGAAAUAAACAAAUUCAUUAUUCCAGUGUUGUGAAAUUCCAGGAGAAGAAAUGGGUGAAGGAUAUUCAUAGGAUGACACAAUAUUGCUGCACAAUAAAGAAAGUUAAAUAUCCUCAAAGAGUUAUUUCUGCUGACAGGGUGGUUCCCAAUGACAGCAAAGAUUCCUUGAAAGGUGAAUUUAUUCUUCCAUGUAUGCUUAAAUAA